Morchella importuna is the source of this 612-nucleotide messenger RNA. RefSeq lists its product as uncharacterized. The coding region runs from base 1 to 612 and encodes 203 amino acids. Gene Ontology annotation, molecular function: structural constituent of ribosome; RNA binding. The transcript has 4 exons. Lineage: Eukaryota; Fungi; Ascomycota; Pezizomycetes; Pezizales; Morchellaceae. The record is from RefSeq and is a predicted model, not a curated record. Gene Ontology annotation, cellular component: cytosolic large ribosomal subunit; ribosome. Gene Ontology annotation, biological process: cytoplasmic translation.
AUGGGCGCUCUCAAGUACGUCGAGGAAAUCCAGAAGAAGAAGCAGAGUGACAUCCUCCGCUUCCUUCUCCGUGUCCGCUGCUGGGAACUCCGCUCCCUCAACGUUGUUCACCGUGCUUCCCGCCCCUCUCGUCCCGACAAGGCUCGCCGUCUCGGGUACAAGGCCAAGCAGGGAUAUGUUAUCUACCGUGUCCGUGUUCGCCGUGGAGGACGCAAGAGGCCCGCUCCUAAGGGAGCCACCUACGGAAAGCCUACCAACCAAGGUAUCAACCAGCUUAAGUACCAGCGUUCGCUCCGUUCCACCGCUGAGGAGCGUGUUGGAAAGCGCUGCGCCAACUUGCGUGUAUUGAACUCCUACUGGAUCAACCAGGACUCGACCUACAAGUACUUUGAGGUCAUCCUCGUCGACCCCCAGCACAAGGCUAUCCGCCGCGAUGCUCGCAUCAACUGGAUCGUUAACCCCGUCCACAAGCACCGUGAGUUGCGCGGUCUCACCUCCACCGGCAAGAAGUCCCGUGGUCUCAACAAGGGCCACAGAUACAACAAGACCACUGCUGGCAGGAGAAAGACCUGGAAGCGCCUCAACACCCAGAGCUACUGGAGAUACCGUUAA